Messenger RNA from Trifolium pratense (red clover), 2080 nucleotides. Its product is annotated as indole-3-pyruvate monooxygenase YUCCA2-like. The record is from RefSeq and is a predicted model, not a curated record. Gene Ontology annotation, molecular function: N,N-dimethylaniline monooxygenase activity; flavin adenine dinucleotide binding; NADP binding. Gene Ontology annotation, biological process: auxin biosynthetic process. Lineage: Eukaryota; Viridiplantae; Streptophyta; Magnoliopsida; Fabales; Fabaceae. The transcript is spliced from 4 exons. The coding region runs from base 435 to 1697 and encodes 420 amino acids.
AUAUAAAGCCACUACCUCAGUGCAAAUCCCUUGUAUAUAACAGCUCUUUUAUUCCUCAACUUUCUCACUAUCUUUUAAGUAUUCUAGUUCAUGUACUCUCUCUCACUUCUCCCUUCCUCUUUCAUCUAGCAUAACCAAACUUCAAUUUAUUGAAUCAAAUUCAUACUUUAGAAAACUCACAUAUCCCAAAGUUUUAUGCAAUAUACAUAUUGUUAAGAUCAAAACUAUCCAUUUUCUCAUCACUUCCUCUUUUUUCUUUUUUCUCAUACUUUCAAAAGUGAAGAGCUAGCUCUUAAAUUUGUUUGAGUUUCUUUCAUGCUUUCACUUUGUCAUAAUUCAUCUUAUCCUUAAGUUUGGUACACUUCAAAUUUUGAACCAAUACCUACCCUUCAAUUCAUCUUUGAAUUUUUAUUUUUUCAUAUUUUUUGCUAUUCAUGUUCAUGGACUACUUAAAGGAACUAGAAUGCAAAAUGUCACAUGAUUAUCUAAUGAAGGAUACAAAUGUAACUUCAUUUGUUCAAGGACCAAUCAUAGUAGGAGCUGGUCCAUCAGGAUUAGCAGCAGCAGCAUGUCUUAAACAAAAAGGAAUUCCAAGUUUAAUCCUUGAAAGAGCAAAUUGUUUAGCUUCAAUGUGGCAACUCAAAACUUAUGAUAGAUUAAAGCUUCAUCUUCCAAAACAAUUUUGUCAACUACCUCUUAUGCCAUUUCCAAAAGGGUUACCAUCAUAUCCUACUAAGCAACAAUUUUUAUCUUACUUAAAAGCUUAUGCUAAUCACUUUGAUAUUAAUCCUUUUUUUGGUAAACAAGUUGUGAAUGCUGAAUUUGAUGUUGUUUGUGGAGUUUGGAGAGUAAAGACACAAGAAGUUAUGAAAAAGGGAAAUGAGAAUAUUAUUAUUGUAUAUGUUUCUAAAUGGUUAAUUGUUGCUAGUGGUGAAAAUGCUGAGGAAGUUGUGCCUCAAAUUGAAGGGAUGGAACAAUUUCAAGGACCUAUUUUGCAUACUAGUUUGUAUAAAAGUGGUAGCAUGUUUUGUGGGAAGAAUGUUUUGGUUGUGGGGUGUGGAAAUUCAGGCAUGGAGGUUUGUUUAGAUCUUUCAAAUCAUAAUGCUCAUCCAUCCUUGGUAGUUAGAGACACGGUGCAUAUCUUGCCACAACAAAUAUUUGGGAAAUCAACUUUUGGUUUAUCUAUGUGGUUACUUAAAUGGUUUUCAGUACAUUUUGUGGAUCAAUUUUUACUUCUAAUGUCAGAUCUUAUGCUUGGAGAUACAUCUCAAUUUGGAAUUCAAAGACCAAAAAUUGGUCCAUUAGAAUUUAAGAACUUGUACGGCAAGACACCAGUUUUAGAUGUUGGGACAGUAGCUCAAAUCAAAAGUGGCAAAAUUAAGGUUUGCAAGGGAAUUAAACGACUAGUACAUAAUGCAGUGGAAUUUGUUGAUGGAAAAGUGGAGAACUUUGAUGCAAUCAUUCUAGCUACUGGUUACAGAAGUAAUGUACCCUCUUGGUUAAAGGGAAGUGAUAUGUUUAGUGAGAAAGAUGGUUUUCCAAAAAAACCAUUCCCAAAUGGAUGGAAAGGUGAAAAGGGAUUAUAUGCAGUUGGUUUCACUAAACGUGGCUUGCUUGGUUCAUCUAUUGAUGCAAAGAGGAUUGCAGAAGAUAUUGAAACUAGCUGGAAAGAUACUAAAGCCAAGCCACUUGCAUGAAUGAUGUGGGAAUGAUAUCAUGCAAAUGUGGGAAUAUUUUUUUAACCAUAAAAAAAAUUGGCGUUGCCGUAGGACCAAAAUGUUGUAGUGAUAAAAAAAAUGAAAAAAAAAAGUGCAUAUAUAUAUAUAUAUAUUUUAUAUAUAUGAUCAAAUAUAGAAUGUGUGAUUCCCAUAUCCAUUAACAAAUACUAGGAAUUGGUGGUUGGUGAAGGUAUUGAUGUGUUUAUUUUUGUUUGUUUGGUUGAUAAUUAUUAUAGUUGAUUGUCAUAAUUAAUUUGUAUAUCUUGUAUAUUGUCAUAAUCUAGCUAGCUAGUUGAUUUAUUUUUUAAGAAAAAGGGUUGGUACAAUUUUAUUUUUUAUUUUUCAAUAUUGAUUAGUUAAUA